UGUUUAUGUAAGUUCAAACACUUUGUUAUACAACUACGGGUGCUGGAACGAAGAAAGCAAAGAAGUUUUACUUUUAACGCUAUCAAAAAUCGCAAGACAAGUUUCGUUAAGUUUGCAUAAAGGCAAAGCCUUGUUAAAUUACCCCCAUUCCACUUUAAAGUGAGUAAUGAGGAGCGACAAAACUAUUUCCCAAAAUAUUUGCUUACAGCCAGAAGACAACCAUGGAUACAUGCGACGGAAGGAGGGGAACGACCAAAAAUGUGCGACCCUGCAGGAGAAUUGUACAGAAUGCUAGGAUGAAACGGGAACUGGGUAAAGUUUUAAGGUCGUUGACUGGUGGGAGCACGGAGGUCACCGAAGUCCCCAUGGAAGAGGAAUGUUACCGUGUGGAGUAUUUCAAAAACGAGAAAUGGGAACAGAAGGUAAUGGCACCUCGCUACAGUUUGCUGCGAGAGGUCGGACGGGGCAGCUAUGGCGUGGUGUACGAGGCAAUUGCACGGAGGACUGGGGCAACCGUGGCAGUAAAAAAGCUUCGCUGCGACGCUCCGGAAAAUGUCGAGCUUGCUCUUGCUGAGUUCUGGGCCCUUGCAAGCCUGGAGAAGCGACACGAGAAUGUGGUUCAGCUGGAAGAAUGCGUCUUGCAAAGGAACGGAAUGGCCCAGAAAAUGAGCCACGGCAACAAACGAUCCAGGCAAUAUUUGCGGCUGGUUGAGACGUCGCUGAAAGGCGAGCGGAUUCUGGGCUGUCCCGAGGAGCCAUGCUACCUGUGGUUCGUGAUGGAGUUCUGCGAGGGCGGUGACCUCAACCAGUUCAUCCUGUCUCGCCGGCCCGACCCGCGGACCAACCAGAGCUUCAUGCUGCAGCUGACCAGCGCCGUGGCCUUCCUGCACAAGAACAACAUUGUGCACCGCGACCUCAAGCCAGACAACAUCCUCAUCUCGCAGAAGUCUGGCGCGCCCGUGCUCAAGGUGGCCGACUUCGGCCUCAGCAAGGUCUGCGCCGGGCUGGGCGCCCCCGGCAACGACAAGAACGUCAACGUCAACAAGUACUGGCUGUCGUCGGCCUGCGGCUCGGACUUCUACAUGGCCCCCGAGGUGUGGGAGGGCCACUACACGGCCAAGGCCGACAUCUUCGCCCUGGGCAUCAUCAUUUGGGCCAUGCUGGAGCGCAUCACGUUCAUCGACGCCGAGUCCCAGCGGGAGCUGCUGGGCUCGUACGUGCGGCAGGGCUCCCACAUCGUGCCGGUGGGCGAGGCCCUGCUGGAGAACCCGCGCAUGGUGCUGCACAUCCCCCAGAAGAGGCGCAGCGCCAUGUCCGACGGCGUCCGCAGGCUCCUGCAGGACAUGCUGGCCGUGAACCCCCAGGACCGGCCCGACGCCUUCCAGCUGGAGGUGCGGGUGGACCAGGUGACCUGCGCCGCCUGACCUCCGCCGCCGUCAGAGAGAUCGUUUACUUCAUCCAGGGAUCCCAGGUCUUCAGCGAAAAAGAAAAAAAAGGAGAAAAAAAAAAAAGGGACUCUGAACUGUGAAUUUUCACCUCCAUGGAUAAUGUGAAGAGAAACAAAGACAAACUAAAGGCGCAGAGGCCAGUUUACUUCAGGCAUUAGCAGAUCAGGACUAACGGGGACGCUAUGCAAACGUCAGUUUUCCUUACUGUUUCACACACUUAGUGCAGUUUGAGUUUGGCUCGUGCCCAGCUUCCGGACGGCCUACGGAUCUUUGUGUUUGUCAUUCAGAGAGACUACCUUAUCUGUGAAAAAGAAACAAAAAAAAAAACAAAAAAAAAAAAAACUAAAAGGUUUCUUGUUUUUUGUGUAAUUGUUUUGUUAUGCUAUGUCAAGAGAAUUGUGAAGCGGUUUCUAUCAGGAUGGAAUGUUGGGAAAAUGUGAGAUGUUUUGGUAUAGUGAGAUGGGCAAGUGUAUCCAAGAUGGUCUGGCCAGAACCUACUCAACCACAAAGUGGCCCAGAACCUGGUCCCUUCUAGAGCUUUCUGAGAUGAUCAUAAGUGUUAUUGAGCCAAAGGCUGAUGAUGAUGAUGAUGAUGAUGAUGAUGAUGAUGAAGAUGCAAUGCCACCGUCACCAACCCUCGUGGAUACACAGUCCCUCAUCUCAAUGUUCCCUCUUCAAAAACACCCAAUAUAUUAUUAUUGUUAUUAAAAUAACAAUAAUAGUGACAGACUAUUUGACCUCUGUGCCUUAAUUAUUUUUUAUGGGUUUUGAAAGUCAGUUGAAGACUGAGUUUUAUUUCCUAACUGUGACACUUUCUUUUACAUGCAUUACAUUUUACCCCCCUUCAUUUUGUGUGUAAAGAACAUUUUAUUGCCAUAUUUUAGUGCCAGUUUUUCUUUGAUUGAAGAUUGAGAUUAUUUUUUAGAGAUUUUUGAAUUUGAGAUUAUUAAAACGAGGUUGAUACAUAAUGUUGAAUAUCCUCAGAAUGAUAAGAAAUGUAAACCAAAUAUUAUUUUAUAUUAUCCAUUUGGCUGACUACUGCCAAAUCUGUCACAGAUAUCAAAAUAUGGCAAAGGGAUCAAAGGGAAUAUAUAGCCCUAUUACAAAGAACCUUUAAGGGAUUUUCUCAACUCCAGUAUUGUGGCUUCCUAAUUGGCUACCUUUCGGGGGGAAAAUGAAGUCUUACAUGUAUACAUAAUGUAGCUAACUUAUCAACAUGGUUUGUCACACAGAUGUAUGUCAUGUUUCUUAAUGGAAUGAGUAAUGUAAUAUUUAGGCUAUGUUAAGCAUAUGUAUUGGUAUCGAUGUAAGUUCUGUUGUGUAGAAAGCCAGGAUGCUCCGAAAUCUCUUAAAUGUAUGGUAACUGGAGGGAAGGGGGGAACUGAAAGGUGCUGAUGGUUUUAACCCCUUCACCCCUCUUUGGUCCACAUCACACAAUUUGAUUGGUUGGUUUUUUUCAGAUAUGCAUAAUACCGGGUGUAUAUAACACUACAGUCUUGGAUCGUCCUGAGACCUCUUGUGUUUUAAUAUAUCUCUGUUCUUGUCUUCGAUGACGUGUAAUUUUGAUACUUUUUCCCCCCUCUUUUUUGGAGGGGGGAGGGGGAGGGGGCACCUUAAAUGUGUUGGUGAAUCGAUGUAGCCUGUUCUAGUUUUUGCCUACAAACAUCUGGCAUUUUAUGAUAUGAUUCCAAAAAAAAAAAAAAGGAAAGCAUCGAGUCAACUCAUCUAGUCCUGUUGUGUGAGAUUCUUUGAAGGCGGUUCAUCACUUCCUUUUUUUCCAUAUUGCUUGUGUUGUCGAGCCCUUUAGUCAAAACAAAUACAAUUUUGGUUUGUGUUGAUCACACCCUUAUUUAGUUACAAGCGUGCUCUUGAAGCGUGUCCUUGAAGGAGAGUUGAACAUUCUUAGCUGUUCUCUUGAAAACCAGUUGUAGUCAACUUCACACAUUUGAAAAAGGCAUUGGAUUGGACCUUGGUUUAUCAAAGUACUUCGCCUACACGAUCAAAGCCUAAAACAGUCCUGAACAUGCAUUCUUUUACCCAGCCUUGUGCAUGCUACAUUCAUCAGAUGAAUUUGUCUUUGGCAACAUGCAACAAUAUAAAGAAGUUCAUUCUUCUGCUAGGUAUCUGACCUGAAAAUAUUGAGUAAAUAACAAUGGCGAGUUAAGUUUCCAAACUCAGUUGCUUUACAGUACUAGCGGAUUUUGUAACAUUUCAUUGGCUGGAAGUCCGGAGGGCGUCUCUCCUGACUAGCAGGUCUCCGUUUUUUAGACUGCUUCCACAAAGGUCAAAAGGUCUUUUGAAAGAUUUUGUUUGUUGAUUGAUGCCCAGUUCUUCAUAGUAUUGAAGUUGAUGCGCUUUUAUUUUUUUUUCCCCAUUUUAACGUUCAGUUUGCAAUUCUUCAACUUAGCACUUGAUUCUGUUAAUUCACUGCCUGGUUCUACCUCAUACUGCAGCACUCCACAGUAGGGUCUGGUAGCGUGUACGAUUCGGGUUUGGGCUCCAUUUGAUGGAGAGAAACUUUGGGCUCCGCGGUCGCAUAGCCAGCCAGGGCAAGCUAGAGCUGGGGUGGAGGUAAACGGGACCUUUUUCGGGAUUUUUCCGAUGUCAGUGGGACUGUGAAAAUAAAUCUGUGUUACACAAACAAACUGACCUCACAAAUCGGUUAGUUUCCUAAUUUGUUCAGAACAUUGUAGCUAUAGCUUUGCCGCUAACAUUUUUAGCUUCCGCCUUUUAUUAUUAUUUUAAUAGCCUCAUGCUAAUUAACACUUACUGUCAUACCUCUACACACCAUUGUGAUUUUUUUUUUCUUCUUGCUUUUCCAAGCAGCCUGUAAUUUUAAUGCUACAAUUGCAAGAUAAAGGGACCAGUGUUGAACUAAAAGUGGGUUUUGAGGUGACAUUUUUGUUAAUAUAAUUGUUGAAAUUCUUCUUUUGUUCAUUAACCUGUUGGGGAAGGGCUGCACAAGAGGACUCGGUGGUGCUCUCGGGUCAGCUCAAUCGGUUGGCUGCCCGGGGGAGGUAAACCCACACUCUUUAAUCCCCCGGCAUUCAUACCAAUAAUCAUUUUCAUAAUUAUUAAUUUAUUUCUCUGGAAAGACAUUUUCAGGGUGUUGUGUAGCAGCGGUGGGGUUUUGCCCUCAGGUUGCAGAGGGGCCGAGUCUCGCCGCGGGUUUGCCUCCGUAAUGGGCCGUUCAGGAGCAGCGGUGCAUUGUGGGAUUUGCCCGCGUUCGUGUCCUCCCGUAGCUUGUCUGAUGGUCCCCGCAGUAUUCUAGGCGAGCUUCCCGUCUCCACUUCAUAAUGCGCUCCUGUGCAGUCCUCUCUCUCUCUCUCUCUCUCUCUCUCUCUCUCUCUCUCUCUCUCUCUCUCUCUCUCUCUCUCUCUCUCUCUCUCUCUCUCUCUCUCUCUCUCUCUCUCUCUCUCUCUCUCUCUCUCCCUCUCUCCCUCUCUCCCUCUCUCUCUCUCUCUCAAUGCUGUGCAACUAGCCAGUCUACUUUUCAUUUUAUCAGUUAUUUUCUGUCGCAGCGAUGGCAGGAAUAUCACUUCUUACAGUUUCUUUGGGUUUUGCUCUUUUUUAAUGUAAUAAAAACUAUUUUUGGCUGUAAUGCUAUCCGGAGCCUUUUAGACAUUUUAGUGAAUGAAACAUUUUACUUGUUGUAAAUAAGUUGGACAUUUUUCUUUGUUUCUUGGAAUAAAUGAACAGAAACGUUAAAAAA
Molecule: messenger RNA, 5160 nt
Organism: Conger conger (European conger)
Lineage: Eukaryota; Metazoa; Chordata; Actinopteri; Anguilliformes; Congridae
Product: serine/threonine-protein kinase 35-like
Exons: 3
Coding region: 222-1424 (400 amino acids)
Biological process (GO): autophagy; peptidyl-serine phosphorylation; axon extension
Cellular component (GO): autophagosome; cytoplasm
Molecular function (GO): protein serine/threonine kinase activity; ATP binding
Source: RefSeq, a predicted model, not a curated record